This is a messenger RNA of Pocillopora verrucosa, 1991 nucleotides long. The record is from RefSeq and is a predicted model, not a curated record. NCBI's taxonomy places the organism in Eukaryota, Metazoa, Cnidaria, Anthozoa, Scleractinia, Pocilloporidae.
GUGUGAACAUACCUAAUUGUAUUUUAGAAUGAAAAUUGUUUUCAUUGAAGAUUACGAUGAAGUAAGAUUCGAACAACCGUCAGUUGCAGUUUCAACGUAAAGACAAUUCAGUUUUCAGACACAGUAACCUCUGUAGCUCAAUAGUAUUGCCAACCUUCCGUCAUGUCAUCUGAUGUUGCCUUGACAACCGCACUGACCAUACUCAUUAUUGUGGACAUAAGUGGUAACUGUUUGGUCUGUUGGGUCGUCAAGAGAAAUCGGGAUAUGAGGACACCGUUUAAUUGGCUGCUUGUCAACCUAGCUUUAGCAGACAUUACGUUCGCGUUGUUCCAAGUACCGAAUCACAUUUUAACGUUCACCCCCCCUGACGGGACCAUUGGCUCAGCUUUAUGCAAAGUGCUCACCGCUGGUAAUGUGGCCUGGGUUGGGGCGGCGGCUGGAUCUAUUACUCUGGUCGUAAUAGCAUUUGAACGUUACUAUACCGUCAGGUGUCCUGUUAGUGGCAAAGGAAAACUUACCAAGAAUACAGUGAAGGUUAUCAUUCCUGCUUGUUGGAUCUUUGCAGCGGCAGCCAACAUACCUCUUUUCUUAGUUACAAAAUAUGAUGAGAAAACAGGAGACUGUCAGUGGAACUGGCCUGAAGACUGGAUGGGUGCGGCGAAUGAGACCUCAUGGCUUGUGCUGUUGGCCUGUAUUCCUUUGACACUGAUGAUCGGCUUAUACUCGAGGGUCGUCUAUGAAUUGUGGUUUAAGCCUCGUGAUGGUCCUGAAGUCGUUUGUAGGUACAAGGGAAUACUGAGAGUGCGCAAACGAGUCACAUUGAGUGUAAUCACUGUCAGUGUUAUCUUUGGAGUCUGUUGGAUCACAGGCCUUCUUAUUUACGUCUUGAUUCACUAUAACAUUCUUGUGUUUGGUUCAGCUUCCAACGUCGUUUCUGACAUUAUGUUUAUGGUUAAUUCUUCUGCCAAUCCUUUCGUGUACGCGCUGCUCAACGAACGUUUCAGGCAGAAGAUCAAGGCAAUGUUACACUGCACGUGCAAAUCAAAAAGAUACUCCCCUGCAACACACGAGCCAGCAACGAUAAUCCAUCAAAAGAACCAACUAAAUACCAAGUGAAAAUCAAAGCAAUUCAGAGGAAUUCACCAUAUUAACAGUGCAUAUUUUGAAAUAUUUUUAAUCUAGAGCAACCCGACCCACUUCCCACUAAUUAGAUCCUCUGUAGAAAAUAACCGCGUAGUGUUUGGAUCAGUCCUACGAUGUACUUAGAAAUAUUAAGUUUGUAACAUGUCCUAGAUAAGUGUCGAAGUUUUGCAGAUAAAGGCUGAUUGCCCAAAGUAUUAAACAUGAUCCAGAACUGACAGUAAUCUUUUCAGUAAGGUCUGUAGGUGGAUGGGCCAAAGCUCGCCACACAACCAUUACAUUAUCCAUAUAGGAGAGGAUGAACCAAGAGGGACCGUUCUCUUUUUUUAUCAUAUGCGUACCUCCUUUAGCUAGAAAAAUUUAAACACUACAUUUUAGGGUAUGGGUUCCUGUUCGGAUAAUCAGUUGCACGGAAUGUUAUAUUUAGGUGGCACUUAAACUUGUUUCUUUUGCUUAAUAUUUGAUUUUUGAGUGGAAGUAACAACGAUAAGAAAUAUUCAUCGUCAACUUUAUCAUUAUGAAGUAUCGAUAUUUCUAGAAACAGCAAAGGAACAACUCCAUACCAUCCCUGACAAUUUACUUUACAAGGUAUAGUUGCUCGAACAAGCAUUUAAUAAAAUUCACGGAAGCUUCAAUCACGUGCGAAACAUGUAAGAUGAUCUCAGACUUAAAAACCUAGUUCUAAUGUCUCACGUGGUCAUGGGCUCUAACACAUUGAUGACGUCAGUCAUGGUACAUCGUGUAAGCGGAUCUGGUGUGAUGCACUGCUCAGCCAACUCUCUCAGGUCCUUGUUCCACAUCAGUGCAAUUUGUCGCUCUCUUUCAGCAGGAUUAGGUGUUUGGUUGAUGCA